GGGCCAGGUGGCACGAAGAAAACACACAGAGGAACACAAACAACAACAUUCUACUGCACCACAACAAAAGAAUUCAACACACGUCUGAGGGAGAUGCCGUCCAAAUCAGGGGCUCCCCCGAGAGAAGAAAUGUUGACCAUCCAAGUUAAAAAUACCAAGUUGCAUUUGAACGGUCAAAACCUCCAACUGGCGGCUAAAAAUGGCCGCAAUUCAAAGACACCUGGCCUCCAUCUGUCAGCAACACAUGGAAAGGAGGCAGUGGGUCGCCUUACAGCCCUGCCACCGCCGACCCACCACGCCACCACACAGUUGGACUUGUUGCACGAGACGCCCAGGCCCGACCCGGAGAGGGAAGCGGUCCGGCGGCCUGUGAAACUCGCCCCACUGGAGCUGCCAGAGGAGGUAAGAGAAGCUCAGAAGCAGAAACUGAAGUGUGGGCAGCAGGAAACCAAAGCCGUCCCCUGUAAGCCAGAUGUGACACCGAAUGAGCCUCGUACAAGGAAGCAGAGCCGGGUGAAGUCUGCGGUGUGUCCGUCUGCUUCCACUGAACCAGUCAAAGCCCAGCAGCCUAAGAGACUGUCGAGGCCUCAGCUGAGUCACCCUACCCUCACGGAGCAAAGCGGAGGCCGAUGUCUGGAAGAUGUGGUUUGCCAAGGAACCCCUGCUCCUUUGUGCAUCAAACCGGUCCCUGUCUCAGUUUUUCCUCAAAUUAAAGCUCAGGUUGGAAGAGGCAGAGCGGUGACAGGUCUUAACCCCAGCAGCUCGCCACUACAGGAGGGAGGGAGGAGGAGGCUGAGGCUGACGAGGGCGCCAUGUCUCCAAGAGGAUCAGAGCAAUUCAAACCCGUCAACAGGGGGAUUAUCUGCAGAUGAAGGCAGGUUGGCCCAAGGUGUCCAAGGCAGAGGGCAGCGGGCAGAGAGGGCACCGAGAGGCCACACUCAAGCUGGGAAAGGCAUCAAAGAGCCUCCCACAGCCUCCGGGGACUACAGAUGUGCCGGGAAGAGCCAUCAGGAUGAUUGCGGUCAGCGGUCUGUACGAGGCACUCUGAACCGACAGGCGGCUGGAGGCGGAAGCAGCGAACAUGCGCUCGAAGGUGUAAAGCCACAUGCUUCGAACUGGAGAUUAAAGGGGAAAAAGCCCUUGAUCACGAACCAUAACAAUGUGGUGGCUCUAGAACGUCUUCAACUCUAAUUCAAUAUCUACAACUUGUACAUGGGACUAAAUGUGUUCAUGCUUAACCCAUAAAGACCCAGUGCUACUUUUAUAUCAGUUCAGCUAAAUCAGUUUCAAAUGAAUAUGUCUUUAUAUCUAACCCACAGGUGUCAAACAU
Messenger RNA from Sphaeramia orbicularis (orbiculate cardinalfish), 1330 nucleotides. RefSeq lists its product as uncharacterized. Bases 94 to 1191 code for a protein of 365 amino acids. The transcript has 3 exons. The record is from RefSeq and is a predicted model, not a curated record. NCBI's taxonomy places the organism in Eukaryota, Metazoa, Chordata, Actinopteri, Kurtiformes, Apogonidae.